This is a messenger RNA of Fusarium oxysporum Fo47, 996 nucleotides long. RefSeq lists its product as uncharacterized. The record is from RefSeq and is a predicted model, not a curated record. The coding region runs from base 1 to 996 and encodes 331 amino acids. NCBI's taxonomy places the organism in Eukaryota, Fungi, Ascomycota, Sordariomycetes, Hypocreales, Nectriaceae. The transcript has a single exon.
AUGUCUCGCUACGCAGCAGCCCACGCCAAUCCUCAGGGUCCCGGCGACGCCAGACCAACCGCGCUGCAGAUCAUCAAAGAUGAAGGUGUGGAGGGCAAACUGCAAGACAAGGUCAUUGUCAUCACUGGCACCUCGUCGGGGAUUGGAAUCGAGACAGUUCGUGCUCUCUCGGUCACUGGAGCUAAACUUUUCUUGACAGCCCGAAAUCUCGCCAAAGCUAAGGAAGCCCUAGCCGGCAUCUUCGACCCCAGCCGCAUGGAGCUUGUCGAGAUGGACCAAGAGUCUCUGGACAGUGUCCGUCUCGCAGCCAACAGCAUUCUAGCCAAGACAGACAAGAUCAAUAUCCUAGUCAACAAUGCCGGAAUUAUGGCCGUCCAGACCCUUCAGUUUACCAAAGACGGUCACGAGCUGCAGUUCGGCACCAAUCACUUGUCUCAUUUCUUGUUCUUUGAGCUGCUAAAGCCGGCUCUGCUGGCAGCUACUAUGCCGGACUUUCACAGCCGUGUUGUCGUCGUGUCUUCUACCGCACACUUGAGGAAUGGCAUCAAUGCCUCGGACAACUACAACUUCGAAAAGGGCGGAUAUACUCCUUGGGGAGCCUAUGCACAGUCCAAAACUGCCAACAUCUACAUGGCCAACGAACUGGAGCGGCGAUAUGGCUCUCAGGGCCUUCACGGGAUAAGCCUACACCCUGGUGGGAUCAUGACUCCUCUCGCAAAGCAUCUUCCACAAGCUGAGUUGGAGAGCGCCGGCAACGGCGGGGAGCUCUUUAAGCAAUUCAAGAGCCCUGAGCAAGGAGCUGCCACAACUGUCUGGGCGGCAAUUGGGAAGCAGUGGGAGGGAAGAGGAGGGAAAUAUCUUGCAGAGUGCGCUGAGGCGGAUCCCUCAGAGGACGAGAGUAACGCUUUUGGCUCGGGGUACGCCAAGCACGCAUUCGAUCCGGAGGCCGAGGGUCGGCUAUGGAGGGACUCUCUGAGGCUUGUCGGGUUAUCUUGA